Saprolegnia parasitica CBS 223.65 is the source of this 294-nucleotide messenger RNA. RefSeq lists its product as hypothetical. The transcript has 2 exons. Bases 1 to 294 code for a protein of 97 amino acids. NCBI's taxonomy places the organism in Eukaryota, Oomycota, Saprolegniomycetes, Saprolegniales, Saprolegniaceae. The record is from RefSeq and is a predicted model, not a curated record.
AUGCAAUCGAUCAACCACCUCGUGGGUCUCGCGGUCGGGAAGCGCACGCUCCUCCUCGAGCAGAUGGCCAAGGCCAAGAAGAAGACGCUCCAAGGCGCCGAGGAAUCGGCGCAUGCGCUCGUCCAGCUGCUCCAGCAAGAGACGAAGAAGCGCAAGUACGCGACGAUUAUCAACCUCAUCAAGUACACGUGCAUGUGCUCGAUACAGGUUACUCAGCACAUGGGUAGGGUCAUGAAGUUCUCGUUCGUCGACUCGGAAACGCUGGCUUUGCAGCGGCUCUCGUCGACGUUUUGA